Polypterus senegalus (gray bichir) is the source of this 4922-nucleotide messenger RNA. RefSeq lists its product as uncharacterized. NCBI's taxonomy places the organism in Eukaryota, Metazoa, Chordata, Cladistia, Polypteriformes, Polypteridae. Gene Ontology annotation, biological process: proteolysis. Gene Ontology annotation, molecular function: serine-type endopeptidase activity. The coding region runs from base 51 to 4088 and encodes 1345 amino acids. The transcript has 24 exons. The record is from RefSeq and is a predicted model, not a curated record.
CCUGCAUAAGAGCCGGCGACCGAGCAGCUGCGCGUGUCUGGGUUGGCAGUAUGAGGGCUCGGCUGGGGGUCUCACAUCUGAAGCUUGGUGUGCUGGUCUGCUGUUUCCAUGUUCUCAGCUCAGAUGCCUGUGGUAUCCCCACAGCCAGCAGUCGGAUUGUGGGGGGCACAGCUGCUGCGGAUGGGGCCUGGCCAUGGCAGGUGAGCCUCCAUCGAAAUGGUCACCACAUCUGCGGGGGAUCGCUCAUCAACGAGCAGUGGGUGCUGUGCGCCGCGCACUGUGUCGUGGGCUACAGCAGCUCCAUAUUUACAGUCUACUUGGGUCUCUACACCACGGACCAGCCGAGCUCUCACACGGUGGUGGGCAACGUGAGGAACAUCAUCGUGUACCCUGGAUACUCGUCACCCUCCUUGGGAAAGGAUGCCUCCCUUCUGCAGCUGGACCGGCGAGUCAGCUACAGUGCCUUCAUCCAUCCCAUAUGUCUGCCCAACGCCAGUGAUGUCUUCACGUCCCAAAACAGCUGCUGGGUGACAGGCUGGGGCUACGUCAAGGAAGGAGUUGCACUCCCAAGCCCUGGCACUCUGCAACAAGUCCAAGUCCCGAUCAUCAACCCCGCCACCUGUGCCAUCUUAUACAGCAGUAACAAGAUCACCAUACUCAGCGACAUGAUAUGUGCCGGCGACUUGAAGGGUGGGAAGGACUCCUGCCAGGGCGACUCUGGGGGCCCGCUGGUCUGCAAGAGAAGUGACGGCUCCUGGGUGCAGGCGGGCAUAGUCAGCUGGGGAGUGGGCUGCGCCGAGGCCUACAAGCCGGGGGUGUACUCACGCGUCACCUCCUUCGUCACAUGGAUCGAAGCCAACAGCAAUGUGACGUCCAGCUCGGGCAUCGGCCUGCAGACAUUUUCACAGGACCUGAUAGCAAACGUCUCUUAUUUCUUAGACUUGAAGGCUGGCACUGGCCACUGGGAGGUCACCCUGUGUGUGCUGAUGUGUCUUUGUCUGACCGGACUGGCCCGGACCUCAACGGGACGCGUUCCUCAGGUGGCACAACUGGAGAAGGAGGCGCAGGUGCAGCACUUAAAGAGCCCUUCGAUCGGACGCGACUCCCGGCUGCUGAGGCCCAUCAACUUGAACCCUGGGCUUGGGUCAGCUCACACAGAGCUGGUGUUACAGGGUGGCACACGAGUGGUGUGUGAGCCCAGAAUCCGCACUCUCCCCAGCAAUGAUGCCCUUCAUAUGCUUAUCAUGCGCGGCCACGGCGAGGCCAUUGACAGUGUGCUCAGCUUCCAGUGCGUGCGCGUCCACGGUGCCGUGCCCAUGGAUGCCUGUGGCACCCAGUCGGUCCGCUCCAGGAUUGUAGGGGGCACAGCAGCUGUGGAAGGGGCUUGGCCGUGGCAGGUGAGCCUUUGGAGGAAUGGACAGCACAUCUGCGGGGGGUCCCUGAUUAAUCAGCAGUGGGUGCUGACCGCUGCACACUGCGUUGUGGGUUACAACAAAGGGAACUUUCAAGUCUACUUGGGAAUCCACCAGCUCGCCAUGCCCAGCGCUCACAUGGAGGUCCGCAGUCUGAAGGAGAUCGUUAUCUACCCUGGCUUCUUUGAUGCCAAGUUUGGAAAAGACGUCUCCGUUGUGCAGCUCAACAAGCCCGUCACCUACAGCAGAUUCAUCCAACCCGUAUGUCUCCACAAUAAGAGCAGCAAGUUCGUCUUCCAAAACAUCUGCUGGGUGACGGGUUGGGGCUCCAUUUGGGAAGAAGUAAUCCUUCCAAGUCCUGGCACUCUGCAGCAAGUUCAAGUCGAGAUCAUCCCCAGCUCGGUGUGUAACUUCUUCUAUUUAAACUUUACUGGCACCAGAAUCUUAAGCGACAUGAUGUGCGCUGGCUACCUCUUGGGAUCGAAGGACGCCUGCAGGGGUGACUCUGGAGGUCCCCUCAUCUGCAGCACAGUCAAUGGCUCCUGGGUCCAGCUGCGGACGACCAGAGACGGCAUGGGGGCUGCGCUGGAGAUCGCGAUCCUGCUGCUCGGUCAGCUGCUUUGCUGCAUACAAGUCCAGAACUCAGGUGCUUAUGGUUUCCCCCUAGCCAGCAAUCGGAUUGCAGGGGGCACUGCAGCUGAAGAUGGGGCUUGGCCGUGGCAAGUGGGCAUUUUUCUAAGUGGAACUUUCAACUGCGGUGGAUCCCUGAUCAACGAGGAGUGGGUGCUUUGUGCGGCACAUUGCGUAAAGGAUGUCCCUGCCUCCAAGUUUAAAGUCUACUUGGGUCUUUACAACCUCACCCAGCCCAGCUCUCACACUGUGGUCUGCAAUGUCAAGAAGAUUGUAAUGUACCCCGGCUUUCAGACCCCAGAAACUGGACGGGAUGUCACCCUUCUGCACUUGGACCAGCAGGUGACGUACACCAGCUUCAUCCGUCCCAUCUCUCUUCCCAAUGUCAGUGAUGUCUUCACAGCUCAAGAUGACUGCUGGGUGACCGGCUGGGGCUCCAUCAAGUUUGGAGUGAGUCUUCCAAAACCUGGGACUCUGCAACAAGUACAACUGCCGAUCAUCAACAACAUGGUGUGCAACUCUACCUAUAACAAGGUUGGCCGCCAGAUCAGCAGUGACGUGAUAUGUGCUGGGUACUUGGAGGGCGGGAAGGACUCCUGCCAGGGAGAUUCCGGAGGCCCCUUGGUGUGCAGAAGAGCUGACAGCUCCUGGGUGCAGGCUGGUAUUGUGAGCUGGGGGGUGGGAUGUGCCCAAGUCAACACGCCGGGGGUCUAUACCCGGGUCACCGACUACGUAAACUGGAUAACGGGGAACAGCAACGUUACGUCCAAAGUAGCAUCCACCGUGGUACCCGCUACUAAUACGACCAAUGUGUCUGUCAACAUCGUUGUGACAGCAGGAGCCUUCCAGUGGACGACUGCUCUUUCCAUCCUGUUACCUUUCUUGCUGAGCAGACUCUGGGGCUUUGGGAUGAUGGUGACAGCUUUAAAACUCGGACGAUUUCGACUUGUCACGUUCAGAUCGGCGCAGUCGUGUAGACGCCCAGGGCUUCGCGAGCCACGCCCGAGUGUCAUCGGUAAAGGGAAGCGCGGCAGAGACGACCGCAUAGUCACCAUGCGAGCUGUGCUGAGUGGGUCACCGCUGCUGCUGCUCGGUCAGCUGCUUUUCUGCAGACUUGCCCAGAGCGCAGAUAGGUGUGGCACCCCCAUAGCCACCAGCCGGAUUGUGGGGGGCACUGCAGCUCUGGAUGGGGCCUGGCCGUGGCAGGUGAGCCUUCGCUUGAGUGGACAGCACAUCUGUGGGGGAUCCCUGAUCAACGAUCAGUGGGUGCUGUGUGCCGCACACUGCGUGGUGGAUAACAGCGCCUCCUUAUUGACUGUCUACCUGGGUCUCUACAACGUCAGCCAGCCCAGCAGUUACACCGUGAUCCGCAAGGUGAAGAAAGUCAUCGUGUACCCCGGCUACACAUCUUCAACGACUGGAAAGGACGCUUCCCUGCUACAGUUGGACCAGCCGGUUACCUUCAAUGAAUUCAUCCUCCCCAUUUGUCUCCCCAACGCCAGCAUCAUCGUCACUUCCCAGAACAACUGCUGGGUGACUGGCUGGGGUAACAUCAAGGAGGGAGUUUCUCUGCCAUAUCCCGGCACUCUGCAGCAAGUUCAGGUCCCAAUCAUCAACAACACUGCAUGUAAUUCAAUGUACAAGAGCAUCGGGAUGACAAUCACCAGUGACAUGAUAUGUGCCGGCUACGCCCAGGGUGGGAAGGACUCCUGCCAGGGCGAUUCUGGGGGUCCACUGGUCUGCAAAAGAUCUGACGGCUCCUGGAUCCAGGCCGGCAUAGUCAGCUGGGGAAAGGGAUGUGCCGAGGCCACCAAGCCGGGGGUGUACACACGCGUCACAUCCUAUGUCACAUGGAUCGAAGAAAACACCAAUCAGACGGCAAGUGCAAGCACGAGCCUGCUGGUUGGAUCCCAGAGCCUUCCGACUGAAUCCCAGAGCCUUCAAGGCAACUCCACCUUUGCUAUGAACUUGAAAAAUGGGGCAGUCUGCUUGGAAGUCACCAUCUUCACCCUGGCACCUCUUUUGUUGAUGAGACUGCUGUGGUGAAGAAAAAGCAGACCCCUGGUGCUGCAGUCCACUGUAAUGUUGAUUUCCCACAUUUCAGGAAUCAAAAGUUUGUUGGAAUGUUUCUGUAAGGAACCUAUGAUUGUAACAUUUUACAAAUGAUUAGGGUCCAAAUCCUGAUCACAUUGAAAAAAGGGUUUAUAGUGCCCCCCCAUGGGGGGGAAAUGUGUAAAAUUAUUAUAUUUUCUAAAAGGUUUAUAGUGCCCCCCCAUGGGGGGAAAAUGUGUAAAAUUAUUAUAUUUUCUAAGUCAGUAGGCUCAGCCUUUUAUUUUUUUCUAAUUUACAAGGCUGGCUUGAAGCGAUUUGCACAGAAAGGUCAGGGCUAAACGCCCGCUAAUUGAGAUCACCCCCAAGGAACAGUAAGGUCAGCUUGUUAAAACACGUGUGCUGUGGCAGGCAUGCGAUUAGCAUCCAAAUGGAAAGAGCGCCCUCCAAAAGCCAUGGCCCUUCUCAGACGUAGUUAAGCAAGCAUUUGUAAGACGACAUGCAUCAUCCACCACUGGAGAAGAGUUUUCCACCUCCGUCAAUCGGCCCUUAGCUUACUGACUUUCCUGUGGAAGAACUGUUUCAAACUCCUGCAGGAGAAUUUCAAAUGUAGGCCAAUUGUAACACCAGCUGGCCUGGUAGCUCAUGAAAUGAUUUGACCUUUUUGGUCACUAUUGGUGCUUCUCACAGACUACACCAUCUCUUUUUUUUUUUUUUGUAUCCAUCUAUUCUCAUGUUGAACUGAUUACUGAAACAAUAAAAAUGUAUGAAGCUGCUGUCAUCUUUUGAAUUUAGGUGUUCAUGAAUCAAAUAAAUAAACCACUUCAAAAU